Molecule: messenger RNA, 1445 nt
Organism: Cuscuta campestris
Lineage: Eukaryota; Viridiplantae; Streptophyta; Magnoliopsida; Solanales; Convolvulaceae
Source: the annotation of a GenBank genome assembly
CAUUAAAGCUUCCCAAUCCCCUCCUUUUCAGGCUCAUUUUCAUUUCUCCCGCUUCCGGCACCAUUUCCAGCUUGAUUUGACUUGAAUUUUCAAUUCAGAGUUCCUGAAUUUCCCUGAUCACGCUGCACCGGCCGCCUGAUCGGUGGAAAUUUCAUGUCUGUCGAUAUAUCCCGAUGUAUAUCCAUUAACUCUCUUCCUUUUUCCCCUUUAUUUUCUUCAUGUUCUUCUUGAUUCGAGAGAGAGAGAGAUAUAUAUAUAGAUAGAAACGCAUACAUUGGGAGGAGGGAGGAGGAGAUCCAACUGUUUAAUUUUUGCUGUCUUUGUUUUUAUCAUAUGAAAUUGCUAAUCUGAAUGAGAAUUGAAGGUUUCGCGCUUUUCAUUCUGUGAGAUUUAGUAUUUUGUUGGAUAUAUUGGGGGAAAUGGGGGAGCAUUUGGUGGUGUAUGUGGACGGGCUAGGUAAGCCAGAGGACGAAGCAGGGUCUGGGUCUAGCCAGAGAGUUGAGGAGGCCAACCCUAACGAAAAGAGGCUGGAGAUGGCGGGCGCCUCUUCGUUUGCUCUUGUUGGGGAGAAGGAAGAGAUUGACGAGGAGGCACCUCUGAUUGGAAUUGCGGAGUGCCGCAUCUGCCAGGAGGAGGAGUCUGUCAACAACAUGGAAACUCCCUGCGCUUGCAGUGGCAGUCUCAAGUAUGCUCACAGAAAAUGUGUUCAACACUGGUGCAAUGAGAAGGGGGACACUACAUGCGAGAUCUGUCACCAGCCUUACCAGCCUGGUUAUACUGCCCCUCCUCCUCAAGCUCAGCCCGAAGACUCAAUCAUUGAUAUUGGGGGAGGGUGGCAAAUCUCUGGUAUGCCUCUGGAUCUGCAUGAUCAUCGUUUUUUGGCACUUGCGGAGGCUGAACGCCAAAUUUUGGAAGCUGAAUAUGACGAUUAUAAUGCUGCAAAUGCGAGUGGUGCUGCCUUCUGCCGCUCUGCUGCCCUAAUUUUAAUGGCUCUUCUGCUAUUGCGGCAUGCUAUGAGCGUGACAGAUGGUAAUGGUGGCGAGGAAGAAGACCCAUCUGCUAUUUUCUCUCUUUUCUUGCUAAGGAUGGUUGGGUUUCUCUUGCCUUGCUACAUCAUGGUCUGGGCCAUCAGCAUUUUGCAACAGCGAAGGCAAAGAGAGGAGGCGGCAGCACAGCGAAAUGGAAUGCAAUUCACCAUAGCUUCAGCCACACCUGCAGUGCCGGUAGCCCAAGAACGUUUAUAACGUGUCAUACCACCAAAGAAGGUCGCGGUCGUGCGGCGUCUGAGAUGUGCAUACGGUACAGUGUAAAUGUGUAAUGGUGUAUAUUUUGAUUGGAGAGUUCACAAGAGGUGUAAAAAGAAUGUAUCUAUGCAGAGCAAUUAAUUUCUUUUAUUCAUGCUGUAAAUAACAAUGUUGAUAUAUAAAGAAAUUAUUUCGCUCUCU